This is a messenger RNA of Penicillium odoratum, 1065 nucleotides long. RefSeq lists its product as uncharacterized. Gene Ontology annotation, molecular function: flavin adenine dinucleotide binding. The transcript is spliced from 4 exons. The coding region runs from base 1 to 1065 and encodes 354 amino acids. NCBI's taxonomy places the organism in Eukaryota, Fungi, Ascomycota, Eurotiomycetes, Eurotiales, Aspergillaceae. The record is from RefSeq and is a predicted model, not a curated record.
AUGUAUCACGGGCUCGAAGAAUUUAAUCUGACUACUACUGGUGGUCGAGUUGCUGAUGUUGGGCUGGGUGGUUAUGCAUUAGGCGGAGGAGUUUCCAACCUCUCGCCUAAAUACGGCCUGGCAGUUGACAAUAUCUUAGAAUAUGAGAUUGUCCUACCAAACGCGGCGAUUGUGCAUGUCAGUGAACAUUGGAAUUCGGACUUAUACUUUGCACUGCGAGGGGGAAUGACUAAUUUCGGGAUCGUGACAUGUUUUACCAUGCGUGCAGUUCCUCAAACAUACAUUCUUGGUGGUGACAAGACAUAUGCCUCGAUCUACAAGAAUCAAAUUGCCAAUGAAGCCUUUGAACUCACCACCACUUGGAAGAAUGACACUGAUAUGGCGUUCUCUUAUGGUUAUAGCUAUGACCAGGCAUCGGAUCAAUUUUCCCUUAGUUUCACACAUGCAUGUGCGCGACCAAUCCUCCACCCAGCUCCAUUCACCAGCCUUGAAACGAUUCCAUUCGAGUCAAGUACGGUACGAAUUGAUCGAAUGAGUGCCCUGAGUCUGGAAGGCGCUUCUCACACCCCAUCGGGGAGUCGUAAUCUAUUUGCCACUAUAACAUAUCACCCGUCUGCACAGAUGGAUGGACGUAUCAUGGAUAUUAUGGCGGAGGAGAGCCGGCCUAUCAAGCAAGUGGCAGGAUUCUUUCCCAACGUUAUUUUCCAACCUCUCUACGAAGGUGUGAUUCGUGCGGGCCAUGAAAGGGGUGGGAAUGCUCUUGGUAUCGAUGCCGAUGGUCCUCUAACCAUCUGCCUUUUGACGGUGAAGUGGAUUAACAGCCAGGAUGACGACGCGGUAAAUGCAUUUGUCCAAAGCUGGAUUGAGCGUGUAAAAGCUGCUACUGUGCAAGCUGAAAGUCAUUACCGCUGGCUCUAUAUAAACUACGCUUAUCAUCAGCAAGAUCCUUUCUCCGGCUAUGGUCAACAUAACAAACAAAGACUGGUUGAGGUGCAAAAGGAUAUUGACCAGCGAGGGGUGUUUACUUCUCGAGGUUUGUGUAGAGGUUACUUCAAAUUGCAGUAG